AUGGACGAGCCCAUUCGCCACUACGUCAAUUACGUCAUAAUCUCGAGAGCAUGGACCUCGAUCCUCAUCUUCGCACUGUAUUUCCGAGCCAGGCCUUGGGUGAGAUGGACCGAUCUCGCCUGGAGUUUUAUAUUUUGUAUCUGGAUUCUUGGCACCUCCUGGUCCGUGUACGAAACCAAAAAGCACAACCAUCUUCAAAUUGGCGGCGUCAUUUACGCCGCCUUUGCCAUUACGUUUGACGUUGUUUUCCUCGUCGUCCGGCCUUGCAUUGAGGAGCCGCUCAAGCAAAAUAAUGACAUUGAGGGCGGGCCCUUUUCCUCCCGUUCGGUGGUAUGA
This is a messenger RNA of Beauveria bassiana ARSEF 2860, 336 nucleotides long. RefSeq lists its product as uncharacterized. The transcript is spliced from 2 exons. Bases 1 to 336 code for a protein of 111 amino acids. NCBI's taxonomy places the organism in Eukaryota, Fungi, Ascomycota, Sordariomycetes, Hypocreales, Cordycipitaceae. The record is from RefSeq and is a predicted model, not a curated record.